This is a messenger RNA of Aspergillus candidus, 2068 nucleotides long. Its product is annotated as Zn(II)2Cys6 transcription factor domain-containing protein. The transcript has a single exon. Gene Ontology annotation, biological process: regulation of DNA-templated transcription. Gene Ontology annotation, molecular function: DNA-binding transcription factor activity, RNA polymerase II-specific; zinc ion binding. Lineage: Eukaryota; Fungi; Ascomycota; Eurotiomycetes; Eurotiales; Aspergillaceae. The record is from RefSeq and is a predicted model, not a curated record. The coding region runs from base 431 to 2068 and encodes 545 amino acids.
AUCGCAUAGCGCGGGGUUUCACCCUUUUUGUUUAGUGGUGGGUGGGUGCAAUGGCCCCGCCAUCUUAUUUGAUUAACGCCCAAAUUGGAAAGUGGAUGAUUAAACGUGGUAGGGUUGUGCUGGGCGAGGUAUUGCAAUCGGGGCAGUGAACCUCCUUGCGUUUCUGCAGUCUGACUUGCAGACGUCCGGGGUGUAUUCAGUAGCCGCCCUUGGUUCGUUUCGGCAGUCUGGAUUCCACGAAAAUCGGAGCGUCCAGAAGACUGCACGCCUGAUCCACGAUUGACGAGCCUCUUUCUUCCUUGGCGGCGGCUGAUGUAGCAUUCAAAGAUAUAUGGGGGGAUGGGGGGCCCGACGCCGUUAGCCCUAAGAAGGCACGAACAUAAGGGGAUUCAAUAGCGGAUCGAAUCUGGCCCCGUUCUUGUAUACGAUAAUGGCCCCUCCACAUGCCACCGACACUGUUGUCAUGACCAACAAUGCCAAAAGAUACGCGUGCGACCGCUGUAGGGACCUGAAGCUCCGGUGCCCGCGGAACUGUGAAGAUGCACCCUGCGACCGCUGCCUGCGUGUGGAUGCUCGCUGCGUCACGAGCAGCGGUCGACCGCUGGGUAGACCGUCAAAUCACAGCGAGUCGCACGUCGACAUGUGUCGCGCUAAUCAUCACACGCAAUACAAACGGAAAAGGGCGGUCGGGGUGCCCAAGACUAUGGUCGUUUCUGAUGCUGCUGGAAUACCACCCAAUCGCGGCCCGGAUAAAUCGAUCGACGCGCCCUACGUUCCCACUGACCUGGGUCCAUCUCCGUUCAAUGGCAUGCUGGCCAUGGAGCUGGACGGUAUCCACGGGCCCUAUGAUCUCCCAGAACCGACCGCGGGUCUGACAUAUCCCAGUGGCCUGGGAAGCGGCUUCCCGGUGACGGGCUCUGGGGAUUCGCUACAUGUCGUCGACUCGCCCCCGUGGUGGGCCGCCGGUCGCGAUUCCCCGGACAGGGUUUACACCGACAACAGUGACAUCUCUCUCCGACGAAGCAUCCCGGCUCUGGAUGAGUUCUGCAAUUAUGACCUCGGACCUCCUGACAUGGUGCCGAGCUUAUGCAGGGAGCCGCCCGGCAGCGAUGCCACAUCGCCAGACAUCGCCAUGACGAAUAGCAACCACAGACACAGCAACGACACGAGGUCAACGGCCGGGCGGCCCAACAGCGACUGGACGCCGCCCCUGAUGAAUGCGCUCGGGAGAAUCUCACACCAGCUAGCCGAGCUAAGGGCCCAAGCAUGCGACCUCUCCUCUCAGCCCGUCGGGGCCUGCACGUUUCAAGGCAUCACGCCCAACCUGGAAUUUCUCGACACCGAGCUUGGCGACGACACCUCUGACGCCUCGUCACUGCGGAUCAGGCUUCUGGGGAAGGCAGUGGUCGCCACGAUGAGAUUCACCCUGGUGCUACAGAUGAUGGCGCCGUCGCCGGUGGACUGGGCCAGUUUUGUGGGCGACGACCACUCUUCUGGCUCGGCAGAAGACAUUACCUCUCGUCCCAUGUCCAGUCGCUCCUCGCCUGCUCCGGCAUCCGCAGCCAACUCCUCAUCGCAGGUCACCUUGAUCACCCUGUCGACCUACCUGCAGCUAGGGGAGCUAUUCGACAUCAUCUUGUCUCCGACUGUCCAAUUCUUGGACAGUUUAGCAAAUGCGACCCUAGGCCCCUGCGAGCCCACGGGGAAAACCGCGAUGCUACCGACGCCACCGAAUCUUUCGCAACGCGCGUCUGGAAUGGGUGGCACGGAGGCCAGCUCGUCUGCGUCGGCUUCGGGGGUCGCCCGGCCGCGCAGCCAGGACAUACUGAUCACAAUCCGUGUUGUCGAGCAUCAGCUACAUACCCUGGAGAAGGUCAUUGGUCUCCCCGCGGAAUAUUGUAUCGUGGGGCGCCAGGAUAUGCCGUCCAAGGACAUGUGUGGCGGCGACGCGUCCGUCCUGGCCAAGGCUGUGAUGCGGCAGGCGCUCGACACGUUGCGAUCGCUUAAAAAAACCUUGGACUGCAUUAAAACGGCGGUGCGGCGCCAGCGAGGCAGGCGGCUCGCUUAA